This is a messenger RNA of Rhopalosiphum maidis (corn leaf aphid), 825 nucleotides long. RefSeq lists its product as uncharacterized. The coding region runs from base 182 to 559 and encodes 125 amino acids. The transcript is spliced from 2 exons. Lineage: Eukaryota; Metazoa; Arthropoda; Insecta; Hemiptera; Aphididae. The record is from RefSeq and is a predicted model, not a curated record.
UUUAAACCGCAUUCCAAUCGAGAUUUCGGAGCCCAACGUCCGACUACAUGUGAAUUUUUCCCGCACUCUACCAGAAACGACGCACAUAAUACGUGAUCAAGUCCUUGCGCAUUCACAUUGUUUGCAAUAUCUAUUCGUUGUUAUAGUUUUGUAUCGAAAAUUGCAUUUACAGCAUCCUAAAAUGGCUCCAAGAAAAUUUGAUGACAUAGAUGAUGAUCUUGUUCAUCAUAAAAAGCAAUUGAAACAAAAUACAUUGAAAAUGACAAAGAGCUGUACGCGGACGAUAACGAUCCGUAAUUCAAUAUCUUUAUCAUUCGGUAAUGAUUACUUGAGCCGCCCAAACUAUGCGUCGACGAGUGAGCAGAGGGUAAUUACAAAUGCAGUCACUCAAGUCAUUCAAGACGUGGAGAUCGAGAUUUCUACGGAGAUGGAUAUCACGGAAAAAAUAAGUAAAAUUAAUAUCAAUUCGCCAGAGAUAGCUGGAAAGGAAGGGAGCCAUGAUGUUAACAUUGAUUCGUCAACGAUGUCGGACGACGAAGUCAAUGAUACAUUGCAGUAGGUUGUGAACCCGCAGAUUUAUAAUUUAUAAAUCUGUGUGUAAACCGAAGUGCUAUUUAAGAUUAUAAGAUAUUAUAUUAUUAAUGUGAUUUUUUUAAGCGUUUUUUCUAUGAUAAAUUACUUUAGGUAACAUUUAUGUUUCACCUGCAUAGUAGGUAUCUGUGUAGUUUCGGUCUUAAAAUGUAAUAGUAAAUUUACGAUCGCCAGUUUUCAUUUUGUAAUUUCAUUUAUUUUAACAUAAGAGUAAUUUAACCUAUUGUAGCAUUG